Labrus bergylta (ballan wrasse) is the source of this 1032-nucleotide messenger RNA. The record is from RefSeq and is a predicted model, not a curated record. Lineage: Eukaryota; Metazoa; Chordata; Actinopteri; Labriformes; Labridae.
CUGUCUAUUCUUUACCUGUGUCUCUGUCCUGCAGAGUCUCUGUGCAUCCAGAGGUUCGAGCCCGGCCUCGGUCUCCUCACUCCCAUCAACCCCAUGAUGGCGGGAAUCAGCCUGGUCCCGCCCCCUCCCAUCCCCCCUGACAUGCCCGUCAUCAAAGAGAUCAUCCACUGCAAGAGCUGCACGCUGUUCCCCCAGAACCCCAGCCUGCCCCCUCCGUCCACCCGGGAGCGCCCCCCCGGCUGUAAGACGGUGUUUGUCGGAGGUCUGCCGGAGAAUGCCACAGAGGAGAUCGUCAGGGAGGUGUUCGAUCAGUGCGGAGAGAUCACCGCCAUCCGAAAGAGCAAGAAGAACUUCUGUCACAUCCGCUACAGCGAGGAGUUCAUGGUGGACAAAGCCAUCUACCUGUCAGGGUAUCGGAUGCGAAUCGGCUCCAGCACCGAUAAAAAAGACUCGGGGAGGAUCCACGUGGACUUUGCUCAGGCCAGGGACGACCUGUAUGAGUGGGAGUGUAAACAACGCCUGUUCGCCCGAGAGGAGCGCCACCGACGCAAGGUCCACGAGGAUCGCCUCCGACCGCCGUCUCCCCCGCCCAUCGUGCACUACACAGAGCACGAGGCGGGGCUGCUGGCAGAGAGGCUAAAAGAUGAUCUUAAUUUCUGCGAUGCCAGCGUUCUUUACACGUGGAUCGACCGCGGCGAGGUGAACCGACGCACCGCCAAUCACUUCUACUCCAUGAUCCAAUGCAACAGCCACGUGCGCAGGCUGAUGGGAGAGAAAGCUCAGCACGAGGAGAGAUGGAGCGGCCAAGGAGACGUUCAGAACGCCCUGAUAGCGAUCCUGACACAGUUCGAGCAGAUCACCACCGUUUUCACCGCCGCCACCAGACAAAAGGCAUGGGACCAUUUCUCAAAAGCUCAGCGCAAGAACAUAGACAUGUGGAGAAAACAGUGUGAGGUUGGUACUCCUUCUCUUCUCUCUUCCUCCUCCUCUGCUCGCUGACAGACAGACCUGAAGGAGUCUGUGAUUUUCUUG